CAAGCCUUCAUUGUAAUUGCGGCCUUGCUGUCUGUGACGGCAAAUGCAGCAAGCUGUCAGCUUUCAGCUUAUUCAUGCCUCGCCUCGAAUUCGGCUGCUUAUGCAUACUGUACCUCAGCACUGGGCGUUGCGACAGAAGCAGUUGUCACCUCUUUGGACGUUAUAUCAAGAACGACGACACUCUCAGAUGUGCCCACUAGCACGGUCACUGUCACCUCAACCAAGUCAAUCGUCUCCAAGACCACUUUGACAACAUUUACGACACCUUCUGCUAAAGCGACUGGCAGACGACGUAGGAGAGUAGCAUCAUGCGAUACAGCCGAGAACAUACUGUCUGGACUAGACAACUCAGAGCUGACAGAAGCAUGCUCUUGUAUUGGAGCAUUGCCGUCUGUCGAAGGUGCUCUGAUGAAGGCAGCACCAUCGACCACAACUCUGACUGGAGAAGUAUGGUUCACCGUGGCUCCUGAAGUCACGACCUCAAUCACACAGACUGUAUCGACUCUGUCUGUCUCAACAGUCAAGAUGGCAGCACCUUCAUUCACACAGGUCUGGGGACCGAAAGCUGGCUGUAACGAUAUAGGCAUGAAAUCCGUGCAGACCUUCAUGCUUUCCACUCUAAACGAGUCUCAUGUUACUGAAAUCUGCAAAGAUACCUGCUUAGCAAACAACUUCUGGAACUGCUAUUACAACAAUCAUACCUUCAGUGAGGAGAGGGAUCUCAAUUGCAGCAAGGACACAUCGAUAUGGGGCAUGGCUAAAGGUCACAAGUAA
Messenger RNA from Aureobasidium musti, 774 nucleotides. The record is from the annotation of a GenBank genome assembly. Lineage: Eukaryota; Fungi; Ascomycota; Dothideomycetes; Dothideales; Saccotheciaceae.